UCAUAACUUCACAUUUUACGAUAUCACAUUCAAUUCAAAGUACACAAAAAGUAUCAAUAUGAUUACUAGGUGCUGUUUGGCGUUAGCGUUUUUGAGCUGUAUUAAUGCUCAAAUGUACUCACUUGGUAGAUGUAACAGGAAAGUGGAGACAGUUGAAAACUUUGAUCCAUCAUCGUACGCUGGUAAGUGGUACGAGUAUUCUCGAGCAUUCUUAAUCUUCGAGGCGUUGGGAAAAUGCGUGACGGCUACUUACACCCUUCGAGAUGACGGUAAAAUCGACGUCCUCAAUGAAAUGCAACGUUUUGGCCGCACACAAUCAGCGCAGGCAAUCGCCGUCGCAGAUUCCGAUGAGGAUUUACAGGCUGGUAAACUGCGAGUUUUCUUUAAUACCACAGUCAGAUUUCCAUUUGGAGGACCCUACUGGGUCUUAGCAACUGACUACGACAGCUAUUCUGUUGUGUAUUCUUGUACCAGCACGGCAAUUGGUAAAUUCCACAAUGCCUGGAUCUUGACACGAGAUCAAGUACCAAGUGACGACAUUAUCGCAGAGGCAAAUAAUGUUUUAAAGGCACGGAAGAUUCGAAUCAGUAUGAGAAAAACUCCGCAGGAUUGUACAGACGGUGAAGAUGGUGGUGAUGGUGAUGGUGAUGGUGAUGGAAAUGAAGAAAAUACUGAAACAGAUAAUGAGUAAUGCGACAUACAGUAAAAAAUCUACUUUUAAUAAUUUGUUUUUAUUCUCAACCACAAUAAUUACUAAAGAUCUGUAAUUGGCAGACUAAUAGCAGUUUCUGACAAUAACAAAAUAUAUUUAAAACUCACACGAAAAUUGUAAUUCACUGGUUUAAAAAUAAAAUAUAAUAAAACUAUUUGAAAAAA
Messenger RNA from Dalotia coriaria, 876 nucleotides. Its product is annotated as apolipoprotein D-like. Gene Ontology annotation, molecular function: pigment binding. The record is from RefSeq and is a predicted model, not a curated record. Gene Ontology annotation, cellular component: cytoplasm. Lineage: Eukaryota; Metazoa; Arthropoda; Insecta; Coleoptera; Staphylinidae. The coding region runs from base 59 to 691 and encodes 210 amino acids. The transcript has 4 exons. Gene Ontology annotation, biological process: lipid metabolic process; response to reactive oxygen species.